AAUCAAUACGGUCUCAAGUGGGAACAUCAUAAGAUACCCCCAAGAUUAUUGAGUCCGCGCCAAAUUCUUAGCGCUAUCACUGACGCAGGCUAUGAUUAUACCAAUUUCGCAGCUUACAUUGAGAUUAAUGAUCAAACAUUAACCUUACAUCGGUAUUCAGAUUAUCAUCCUUUUUUGAACCUGAGAGAACUUAAUAAAUACCUAGAUUACCACCUUAUCCUUAACGAUCAAGAUCUCGGCAAAGUAGCUUUCAUUUCCGAUCAAAAUUGCACCGAAAAUAAAUACAUCAUCUAUUUUUAUGAAGAUACUAGCACUUUAUUUGCUAAAAUUAUCUAUGAUUAUAACUGGCCACAAGAUCAAAAUAAGUUAACCGUCGAUUAUUGUCAAACACCUCCAACGAUUAGAUUUCCACCUACAAGCGACCCAGUCCCUUUGAUACCAGAUCUAAGCGACGGAUAUACAGCCAUGUUUCGUAAUCAACCAUAUUUGAGUACUGAUUUAGUUGGUUCAUUAGUGAUUAGUUUAAACAAUAUUAUCUCGACCAUUUCAGUCAAAGCAUUGCUACAUGAUGGAUCUGAAAUACUUGCAAUAACUAAAAUAAAAAAUGAAGGAAACUCAAUUGAAUUACCUUUUUCGCUUGUAAAAAUUAAACCCAAAUUGGAGGCACAUGAAGUCAAAAUUUUAUUUUACAUUGAAGAUAUGUUGGCUCAUAUUUCAUACGCAAAACUUUAUGUUCUUCCCGUAGGACCAAAAACUGUCAAGAUUGAUCGUUUAUAUGGCGGAAUUUUGACCUCAACAAAUGAAACAAUUUUUCCAGUCGGACCAUAUGUUGAUAUUGGUGGAUGGUUAGAAAAGGGAAAUAUCCAAACCAAUCUCCAAACUCUCAAAGAUCAGAAUUUUAAUAUCAUUAAUCCUGAUCCACCAUAUCCAAAUAUUUCAUUCAUUCAUCAAAUGUUUCAGGCAGCUGACGCCAUAGGUGGAAUAUAUAUUCAAUUUUCAUUUCGGCAUGAUUAUACCGAUAUUCAAAAGGUUAUAAAUCAAGUAAACCAGUUUAAGAAUUAUUCAAGUUUACUUACAUGGUAUAUAGCGGAUGAACCAGAUGGUGAAAAAUGGACAUACAGUUCUGCAGUUUUCGAGGCAUAUGAUGUUAUAAAAAAAAUGGAUCCAUACCAUCCAAUCUCUCUGACGCUAAACUGUAAAUAUAGUUCUGCUUUUUAUGCAGAUGCUAGUGAUAUAUUGGGGACUGACGUUUAUCCAGUCGGUGUAAAUAUGUUAUCCUGCACGGAAUAUAGUGAUGUGUGUGGUUGUGACGAUUGUAUAGGAAGCGCCACACUUGAUAUACCUAAACGAACUCGACAGUAUGUGAAAGACUUGACUCUCAUAGGCCGAAAAUCUAUUGUAAAAUGGAUGGCACUUCAAGCUUUUUAUGAUCAAAAUUCUUGGUGGGAAAGGGCACCAACGUCCCAAGAAUUCAGUGUUAUGUGGCACAUUUCAAUUAUCUAUGGAUAUAAGAGUCUUAUGUUUUGGAGAUUUCCUUUUUUUCUUGAUCGUCCAGUCAUUGAUCAAAUCACCGAUUUAAGCAAAGAGAUUAAAGAGCUUUCAAAUUAUAUACUUUUUAUGCCACAACUCUCAUCUUCUCAUAUAGUAAUUUCGCCUGAUAAUGAUAUUUACGUUGGUGUAUGGAUAUCAAAAAGCCAAAAGAAUUUUUUGUUGAUAGUGGUUAACGGUAACGAGAAGCUUUCUGCAAAUUUUAAAAUCACUAUCAAUGAUUUGAUUUGUUUUGGUUUACUACACGGGAUCGGAAGGAUAGAUGAUGAAAAAAAUAUUAAAGCAUUCAUUAAAGAUGGAGUGUUUGAAGGCAAUUUAAAGAAAUAUGGUGUUGGAGCUUUUGUUUUUGAAAAAAAUUUGAUCAAUAGAGAUUGCGACAUCUAG
Messenger RNA from Racocetra persica, 1932 nucleotides. NCBI's taxonomy places the organism in Eukaryota, Fungi, Glomeromycota, Glomeromycetes, Diversisporales, Gigasporaceae. The record is from the annotation of a GenBank genome assembly.